Messenger RNA from Salvelinus sp. IW2-2015, 5284 nucleotides. Lineage: Eukaryota; Metazoa; Chordata; Actinopteri; Salmoniformes; Salmonidae. The record is from RefSeq and is a predicted model, not a curated record.
AUGGGUCCCAAGAUCCUGAAAAGAUGCCUUCCAGGAUGUCAGAUCUGCCAGCAGUUGGUGAGAUGCUGCUGUGGUCGGCUGGUACGGCAGCAUGCUGGGUUUACAGCCAGCCUGGCCAUGAAGUACUCCAGACGUGAACUUGGGUGGGGGGGCAGAGGGUGGGGUGCACCGGAGUUGGAGGAGUGGGCUGUGGACAAACACACCAGGAGACCUACAGCCGCUUACGGCAUCGUUAACUUCCAGGGAGGGUCGCACUCUUACGAGCCAAGGUCCGGGAAAUCGACCCUCAAAGACCCAAGUUAUGUGCGUCUGUCCCAUGACAGCAGGCCAGAGAGCAUCCUGAGGCUGAUGCUGAAUGAGUGGCAGAUGGAGCUUCCUAAGAUCCUCAUCUCUGUCCACGGAGGCAUCCAGAACUUUGACCUGCACCCCCGAAUCAAACAGGUGGUGGGGAAGGGCCUGAUCAAAGCUGCUGUCACCACCGGGGCAUGGAUACUGACAGGAGGGGUUAACACAGGUGUUGCCAAACAUGUGGGUGAUGCGUUGAAGGAACACUGUUCUAGAUCGUCAAGGAAGAUCUGUACAAUUGGAGUCGCUCCCUGGGGCGUCAUUGAGAACCGCAAUGACCUCAUCGGGAGAGACGUUGUAGCCCCCUACCAGACGUUGCUGAACCCCCUAUCCAAGCUCAACGUGUUGAACAACCUCCACUCCCACUUCCUACUGGUGGAUGAUGGGACGGUGGGGAAGUACGGAGCUGAGGUCGAACUACGCCGCGAGCUGGAAAAACACAUCAAACUGCAGAGGAUACACGCACGAAUUGGUCAGGGUGUUCCUGUGGUAGCGCUGAUAUUUGAGGGGGGUCCCAACGUAAUUCUGACGGUGUUGGAGUACCUUCAGGACACUCCCCCUGUUCCUGUGGUGGUCUGUGAGGGGACUGGGCGUGCUGCUGACAUACUGGCCUACGUCCACAAACAGACUGAGGAGGGGGGGGGUCUACCUGACGGUGUGGAGACGGAAAUCAUCGCUACGAUCAAAAAGACGUUCAACUUCAGCCACAGCGAUGCUAUGCACCUCUUCCAGACCCUUAUGGAAUGUAUGAAGAGCAAAGAACUGAUCACUGUGUUUCAUAUCGGCUCUGAGGACCACCAGGAUAUCGAUGUGGCCAUACUGAGGGCAUUACUGAAAGGCACCAAUGAGUCUGCGUUUGACCAGCUGGUUCUGACUCUGGCCUGGGACCGGGUGGACAUCGCCAAGAACCAUGUGUUUGUCUACGGACAGCAGCUACUGGUGGGUUCGUUGGAGCAGGCCAUGCUGGAUGCCUUAGUGAUGGACCGUGUGGAGUUUGUGAAGCUCCUGAUUGAGAAUGGAGUUAGCAUGCACAGGUUCCUUACCAUCACACGGCUGGAGGAGCUAUACAACACGAAACAGUCCCCUACCAAUCCCACGCUCUUCAACCUCGUAAGGGAUGUCAAACAGGGUAAUCUCCCCCCAAACUACAAGAUGACCUUAAUUGACAUUGGCCUGGUGAUAGAGUACCUGAUGGGCGGGACUUACAGGUGCAACUACACCAGGAAACGCUUCAGGAUCAUCUACAACAAUCUCCAUGGCAACAGCAGGAGGUCAGGUCGCCACUCUGCAGGGCCUGGGUCCCACCUGAGGAAGAGCCAAGAGUCGUUCAGUAUCCAGGCCGACAAGAAGGAGAAGACCAGGCACAACCACUUCAUCAAGACUGCACAGCCAUACAAACCCAAGUUGGAGUCGGCGACAGACCAGUCCAAGAAAAAAGCCAAGGAGGAGAUAGUUGACAUCGACGACCCGGAGACGCGCAGGUUCCCGUACCCGUUCAAUGAGCUGCUGAUGUGGGCCGUCCUGAUGAAUAGGCAGAAGAUGUCUCUGUUCUUCUGGCAGCAUGGGGAGGAAAGCAUGGCCAAGGCCCUGGUGGCCUGUAAACUCUGUCGCUCCAUGGGCUAUGAGGCCAAGAAGAGUGACGUGGUCGACGACACCUCCCAGGAACUCAAGGACUACUCCAAUGAAUUUGGCACCCUAGCAGUGGACCUCCUGGAGCAGUCGUUCAGACAGGAUGAAACCAUGGCGAUGAAACUGCUGACCUACGAACUGAAGAACUGGAGUAACAGCACCUGUCUGAAGCUGGCCGUGUCGUCGCGGUUACGACCCUUCGUGGCUCACACCUGUACCCAGCUGCUGCUGUCAGACAUGUGGAUGGGGCGACUCAACAUGAGGAAGAACUCCUGGUACAAGGUGAUCCUCAGUAUCCUGGUGCCUCCUGCCAUCCUCCUGUUGGAGUUUUGGGAUACAACGAAGGCAGAGAUGUCCCACAUCCCGCAGUCAGAUGCCCAUCAGAUGACCAUGGAGGACAGCGAACACAACUUCCAUACACCACCGACAACAUACAAUGGUCAGAAUCAAUAUGACAGAGUUCAUCUCAUCUUAUCUUAUCUGCAUGACGUGUUCCAGGAGGCGAAGGCGGAUGACACCGUGGAGGUGAAGGAUGAGGCGGAGACACAGGUCCGCUCCCGAAGACUUCCUCUAACCAGGAAGUUCUACGCCUUCUACCACGCCCCCAUCGUCAAGUUCUGGUUCAACACGCUGGCGUACCUGGGCUUUCUGAUGCUGUACUCGUUUGUCGUUCUGGUCCGGAUGCCCGAGUUUCCCGUCUCUCAAGAGUGGGUGGUCAUCCUCUACAUAUUCACCUCCGCCAUCGAGAAGAUACGAGAGAUGUUUAUGUCUGAAGCUGGGAAGAUUAGCCAGAAGGUUAAAGUCUGGUUCAGUGACUAUUUUAACCUCUCAGACUUCCCUGGCUAUUGUCACCUCUUUGUGGGCUUUGGAUUGAGGAUCGGAGGAGAGGAUGUGCUUGUCCCAGGCCGGACUGUGUAUUGCUUGAAUAUCAUCUUCUGGUACGUUAGACUCCUAGAUAUUCUGGCAGUCAACCAGCAAGCAGGACCGUAUGUGAUGAUGAUCGGUAAAAUGGUGGCCAAUAUGUUUUAUAUUGUGGUGAUCAUGGCGGUGGUGUUGAGUUAUUGGCGUGCCGGGAAAGCCAUCCUGUACCCAAAUGAGGAGCCCAGUUGGACGCUGCUCAAAGACGUGGUGUUCCAGCCAUACUGGAUGAUGUACGGGGAAGUGUAUGCGUAUGAAAUCGACGUGUGUGCCAAUAAUACUGAUACGAAUGUGAAAUCCCUGUGCUCCACUUCAGUGUGGAUCACUCCUUUCCUACAAGCAGUCUACCUCUUUGUCCAAUACAUAUUGAUAGUUAACCUUCUCAUCGCCUUCUUCAAUAAUGUGUACCUCCAAGUGAUGUCAAUCAGUAAUCUGGUAUGGAAGUACCAGAGGUAUCAUUUCGUCAUGGCCUACCAUGAGAAGCCAGUCCUCCCUCCUCCCCUCAUCCUCCUCUCCCACCUAGUCUCUUUCUUCUCCUGCAUCUGUCACAAGAGGAAGAAGGACAGUCACUCUUACGGACCAAAGUUGUUUCUAACGGAGGAGGAUCAGAAGAAGCUCCAUGACUUUGAGGAGCAGUGUGUGGAGACGUACUUCCAUGAGAAAAACGACCAGUUCCACUCAGGGAGCGAAGAGCGCAUCCGCCUCACCUCAGACAGGGUUGAGACCAUGUGUAUCCAGCUGAAGGAGGUCGGUAAUAGAGUGAACUUCAUCAAGCGUUCCCUCCACACGCUGGACUCUCAGAUCGGCCACCUUCAGGACCUGUCAGCUCUGACCGUGGACACCCUGAAGACCCUGACCGCUCAGAGGGCCUCUGAAGCCAGCAAGGUCCACAACCAGAUCACCAGGGAGCUCAGUCUGUCCAAAAACUUUGCCCCCGGCCUGGCCCCCACCCCUCAGGACCCUACCCCUCAAUCCAAGGGGGUCAAACGCAGCGUGGGCGCCUACUUCGGUUCCUCCUUCCCUCAGGUGUCCGGGGUGGUGGUGGGGGGCAACAUGGCUGAUUCUCUGUUUGGGAGUGGGGUGGAUCCAAACCCGCCACUGACGCUCAGUCCCCCAGAGCGGAGAGGAGACUGGGCUGGCCUGGGGCACCAAGCUACUGCUGCUAUAGAGGCUGGAUCCUCCACGGGUGGCAGUGCCAGUCACAGUGCCUUCUCCCUCUGCCCAGCUCCGGCGCCCCCUACUGUCAGUCCUCCAGAGCUGCGGCUACGCGGCCACUCCUUCACCCAGUGGCAGCUGACCCGUCCAGUGCAGGUGGGCAUCUCCGACUGCCCCUCCAGCCUGCCCAGUGUGCCCUCUGCUAGGGCUGCUUUCUACGUCAGCUCUACCCCCUCCCAGCCCUCUGUCUCCAGCCACCCAGAKCUCAGCCUGGCUGGGACAGACAAAGACAGAAUCUCUGCUUCCACCUCUGCCUUUGCUGUAGAGUUUGGUGCGUUUGUUGGUAAGUAUAACUGUGAGGAGAAAGACGAGGACACUAGCUGUGUGUACCCCACUGUUGUUGUUGUGUCCAAGACUUCUGACAUUGCUCGCCCCGUUUGCUUGCCUGCUUCCACUGAGAAACGGGGGGCAAUUGGUGAGAAGGAGGGGAGGGGUGAGGGAGGGGAGAGGGCGAAAGGGAGGUAUAAGAGGGAGGGGAGGGCAGAGGGAUAUGUGAAUGAGGCAUUUUCCGAUGAUGAGGGAAGACCCGAAGGAGUMCUGAUGGAUGGGCAGGGCAGAAAUGCUGAGCUUCCGUUGGCUCCUGAGACCGCCCGUCAGGCCACCCCCUCGCCGCAUGCUGACGCUCACAGGAAUAGCCCCCUCCCUGGCUGCACCCUGGCCCCUGCAGUGGUGCCCAGGAGACCCCGCGGCCGUAGGACCAAUGAGGUGGGGUCCUCAAGCCCCAUGGCCCAGCCAGGGUCCCCUCAGCAGGGGGAAAGAAGGACUGAAGCCCCCCUGAGAAGUGACAGCAGGGAAACUACCAGACACAGAGGUUUGAGUCUGUCUGAGUUUAAGUUGGCAGUGGGAAAAUCUCAGAUCACACUCUACCUUUCACCUGUAACACACCUUUUCCUAACCAGGGUGAAGUAUGGUUGUUAGUGGUCUAACGGGGUGGUAUGGGGUCUAACUAAAAUGAAUUAACCACAGGUGUGUUCUCAAAAUAUGGCACCAUGCUCAAUCAAGACUUCAAAAUAAACCAAUCAGUAUGCCAUCAUGUUCAAUCAAUAGACUUCAUAAACUCAUAGCAACAACUCAUUGUCAUUCACCAGUAAAAUAUACACAUUUGAUAAGUCAAUAAACGGUUGCAAACUUUAAAGAAAAACCUGGGGUACCCUUACAGUGGCUUGCGAAAGUAUUC